Molecule: messenger RNA, 1591 nt
Organism: Populus trichocarpa (black cottonwood)
Lineage: Eukaryota; Viridiplantae; Streptophyta; Magnoliopsida; Malpighiales; Salicaceae
Product: patatin-like protein 2
Exons: 7
Coding region: 163-1401 (412 amino acids)
Biological process (GO): lipid metabolic process
Molecular function (GO): glycerophospholipase activity; monoacylglycerol lipase activity
Source: RefSeq, a predicted model, not a curated record
AAUUAAAGUUUUUUCCUAGGGUCUUAGGAUCUCCCUGCCACUCCCUCUCCGAGGUCUAAUUACAAGUUCAAGCAUAUCGUCCUAAGAUAAUCAGCACACAUUCGUUAUUCUCAGAGUACUGCUCUUCCUCUCUAAGAUCGUACAUUCAGCUUAUAACAUUUCAUGGAAGGAACUGAUAAUGUGCUUCUUCAACCACCAACUUUUGGAAAUCUAAUAACAGUUCUCAGCAUUGACGGGGGUGGAAUAAGAGGACUUAUCCCUGGAACCAUCAUUAAUUUCCUAGAAUCUGAACUUCAGAAAUUGGAUGGCGAGGAUGCAAGAAUAGCGGACUAUUUUGACGUGAUUGCGGGGACAAGCACCGGUGGUCUAGUUACUGCCAUGCUAACCUGUCCCGAUGAAAAUAGUCGUCCAAUGUUUGCCGCCAAAGAUAUCAAGGAUUUCUACCUGAAUCAGUGCCCCAAAAUCUUCCCGCAACCAAGCUUUGGCUGCAGGUGUUCAUUAUUUACUCAAGUGAAAAAGGUGAUCAAAGCUUUAACAGGGCCAAAAUAUGACGGGAAAUAUCUACAUGGCCUCGUUAAGGAACUACUAGGGAACCGAAGAUUGCACCACACAUUGACUAAGGUCGUAAUCCCAACAUUUGAUAUCAAAACAUUCCAACCAACCAUCUUUUCGAGCUUUGAGGCUAAGAAAAACCAUUCCUUGGAUGCAUUACUCUCUGACAUAUGCAUUGCAACCUCAGCUGCCCCCACUUAUCUUCCAGCCCAUUAUUUUGAAACCAAAGAUGAACAAACAGGGGAAGUGAGGGAAUUCAACCUUAUAGACGGUGGGGUUGCUGCAAACAAUCCGGCUUUGAUUGCUAUUAGCGAAGUUACAAAAGAAAUCGUUAAGGGGAGCCCAGACUUCUUUCCUAUAAAACCAAUGGACUACGGGCGGUUUUUGUUAAUAUCCUUAGGAACUGGGUCGCCUAAAGCUCAAGAAAAAUAUAAAGCAACUGAAGCAGCUAAAUGGGGUUUAUUGGGUUGGUUAACAAGCGGUGGUUCCACCCCGGUGAUUGAUGCCUUUAGUCAUGCAAGUGCAGACAUGGUUGAUCUGCACAUCUCAGUGGUGCUUCAGGCCCUCCACUCUGAAAAUAAUUACCUUCGGAUUCAGGACGACACAUUAAGCAGGGAAGAAUGUUCUGUCGACAUAGCUACAAAAACAAAUUUGGAAGACCUUGUGAAAGUUGGUGAAAGACUUCUAAAGAAACCAGUUUCGAGAGUGAAUUUGGAGAGUGGCCUGUCUGAGCCGUCUGUCAAAGAGACUAAUGAGGAGGCUCUGGCAAGGUUCGCAAAAAUACUCUCCCAAGAGAAGCAGCUUCGCCGUGCUAGGUCACCCCAUGGAAAACAAUCUUGCAAGUUUUAAAGGAUAUAUGAUUGUGUAAUUAGAAUUGGUGAUUCUUUAUUAAUGUUGUAAUAAGGUGCUUAAUCAAGCCCAGGGUGUGGAAACAAACAUUCAUUGCGCUUCAAUAAGUACCAGGGGUAGACAUUUUAUGGUCUGAUUGUUUUAUCGGAUCAUGUAAAGCACUCCAUCUAUAAUUCAAUUUGUUUGAAUA